Molecule: messenger RNA, 3798 nt
Organism: Cryptomeria japonica (Japanese cedar)
Lineage: Eukaryota; Viridiplantae; Streptophyta; Pinopsida; Cupressales; Cupressaceae
Exons: 8
Coding region: 414-3386 (990 amino acids)
Source: RefSeq, a predicted model, not a curated record
CUAAUUAUGAGCAUAAUAUUAGCUAAUAAAUUUGUUUGGAUUUGUUCAUUUUACUUGUAUUGUUAGUCUUUCACCUUCAUAAAUCUGUGUCAAAGCUUUGAAUUUCUUGCGGAGUCGUGUAUAUAGGCUGAAUUUGUUGAUGUUUGAUUGUUCUUUAUGACUGUAAAUUCUUUUUCAAUGUCCGAUUUCGAGCAUUUUGAGCCCGAAUUCGAGGCAUAUCGUUAGCAUUUUGUAGCUCUGCGCAUUUGAAGGCGUUUUUCGGAGGUGGAAAUUUGAAGGAGAUUCAAUUCAUGACUGGUCUUUACAGCUGCUGAAGUUAAGCCUUCUGAGUUCUUAUUUCAACCUAAAGGACAGUUAAAGCCCUGUUGAAAUUCUGUCAGAAAUCAGAAAGCAUUGUUAUAGUAUCAGCUGAUAUGGAUGAAAGAUUGGCUAAUAUAUUUUACAGCCAACAAUUGCAAGAGAAGCAGCAAUUCAAGGAAUUAUUAGAAGCUCAGUCUGUUUCAAAUGCAAAGGCUGAAUUUCGUCGGAGACUGAAAGAACUUAUCCGCAAUCAUCUUAAUACCUGUAUGACCCUUGCUUCUUGCAGCAAUUCUGAUGAGCCUAAUGAUGCCAGUAUCUGUGGCAGCUAUCAUAUGCAUCAAUGGCGCUUGAAGCAUGUGAGGGAGGCAUGCAAUAUCUGUCGAUUCCAGGAUUUAUUGCAGCAAGAUGAAGAUGAGGAUGAGGAUGAGGAAGGUGAGCAACUGCUGUGCAGGCAACAUAGCUCCAAUAAUGGACAAGACUCAAUAGAGUCUUCAGCUGCAAGAAGGCGCCAAUCUAGGAUUCUGAAUAGAUGGGCUGCACGCCAGGCUCAAGAGAUGAUUACAACAAUGGAAAGACAGACACGUGAAGCAGAACUUAUCUCUCUUGCCGGUCUGCAGACUGUAUCAACUAGGGAUUGCUCAUUCCUUAGGGAGUCCUCACCUUCUAGAUCUGUGCGCAGUGUAGAAAGACCAAGUACUCGAGCAUCUACACUUGUGCAAAUGUGGAGGGAAUUGGAAGGUGAGUCACGAGUUAACUCUUCAAGAGAGAGGAAUAGAAUAAGAAUGUCUGUUUCUGAGGUUGCUGAACCUAGAAGAGAAAGGGCACGUAACCAUGCAUCGCCCUGUGCUAGUAACAUAGGUAGAAGAGACAUAAACUCAUUUAAUAACAAUACAAAUGACAAUGAUUCUUUAAACCAGUCAAAUGAGCUGAGAGAAAAUUCUGAAGGGAACAGACACCCGUCUCAGGAAAGAGAGUCGGAAUUUAAUAUACAAACUAACAAUGAUGCUGGUGUGGUGCAAAAUAGGCAUGAAAUGUACAGGGAUCAGGAAAAUGGUCAAUCAGACAGACAAAAUUGCCAGAGUGAGCUAAACUUUAGAAGAGAACAAUCUCUUGAGGAUGGAGAAGGAGAAAGGGAAAGGGUAAGGCAUAUUGUGAGAAGCUGGAUGACAGGUAGUACACCUUUAAUAACACAUAAUUGUAACAGGAGAGCAAUCUUUCAUGCUGAAAUUGAGCAAGAACGAGGAAGAGAUCUAUCACAAGAGUGGGUACAUGUGACAAACCAACAGCCAGAUGCAUCAGGAAACAUGAGGCAGCAUUCUCAAAGGCAGGAGAUACAACCUGGUCUAGUAUAUAGGCAAACAAGGGAACGGGAAGCAGUUCAGGGUCAAGCACCUGUGCAUUUGGCAGAGAAUCAACAAGAUUAUGUGAAUAGGAAUGCACCAAGAUUGCGGGGAAGGCAAGCAAUUAUUGAUUUACUUGUAAGGAUAGUCAGAGAAAGGCAGAGAGAGCUUGAGAGACUAUUGGAGCACCGGGCAGUUUCACAUUUUUCACACCGCAAUCGUAUACAGUCUUUACUCAGAGGAAGAUUCUUGCGUGGUAGAGCUUUGAGUGAAGAACAGAGGUCCUCAACAGCAGCAGGGGAGCUAGGCCAGCUAAGGCUCCGUGGGACUGUUUCUGGUUUGCGGGAAGGUUUCCGAACUGGAUUAAAUAAUACUGGGGGUCAAGAUGUAAAUGAUUCCAAUGUCUCUGAAAAUCAGCAGUCGAAUGGCUCUACAAUCCAUGAAUCCAAUGUUUUGAGAGGAACAGAAAUAACUCAGAAUGAGUCUCAUAGUGACGUGCAAGAAAGUAACCAGGCUGCAAACAGAGUAGAUCAAAGAAGAGAUAUUGAGGAAAUUCAAAAUGGAAAUUCUUUGGUCUCGAGCAUGGGCUGGCAAGAAGCUGUAAUUCAGCAUGAGGACGGGGAUUGGCAGAGAGCAGUAUCAGAGGAAGAUAGCAGGAACACACAAGAAAAUAAUUUAGAGGGUAGGCAGCGGGAAAUGCAAGAAUAUGUUUCCGAGGGAGGGUAUGAAGACUGGCAAGAAGGUGCCACGCAAGGGGUAGAAAUGGCCUGGGAUGGUAUUUUGGAUGAUGUUGACAGGCAUUGGCAAAGAAGUGGUUCUGACAUGGAUGGGGAUUGGAGAAGAGAUGCUUCACAUGAUGCAAAUGGGGAUUGGCAAGAAGAUCCUUCUCCAGAUAUAAAUGUGGACUGGCAAGGAAGUGCUUCACAGGAAUUGGUUAGGGAUUGGCAAGAUCAAUCACAAGGAGCAUCAAGAUCCUGGGAGGAAAUUCCUACUGCUCGUGGAGUCAGCGAUUUCCAAAGUUUAGAAGAGGCAACUGCAUAUAACAUGGAACUCAGGGAACUUCUUAGCAGGCGAAGCGUGUCAACAGUUUUGGCGAGUGAAUUUAGGGAAAGAAUGGAUCAGCUAAUCCUGUCCUAUCUACAGAAUCAAGGCCGCCCUCCUAUAGCUUGGGAUCUGCAGGAGCAGGAGCAGGAGCCAGAAGAACAAGAAGAUGUGGGACAAAACGAAAGUCCAUUUGACAUUAGAGAUGGACCAGUAUUCAUAUCACCACCACCACCGCCGCCUCCACCACCACACCAACUUUGGAGGCAUGAGAUACGCAGACAGUCACGGUCACGUUCUUCAUUACAGCAUCCUGAAAUGGAGUGGGAAGCCAUAAAUGAUUUAAGGAGUGAAAUAGCAAGGCUCCAACAAGGAAUGAGUGACUUACAGCAUAUGGUAGAAACUUGCAUGGACAUGCAGCUGGAGUUGCAACGCUCUGUCAGGCAAGAGGUUUCUGCUGCUUUAAACCGUUCAAAUGGAGGCCAGGAUUUACCAGAGGAAGUUAUUGAUGGUUCAAAAUGGGUUGCAGUCCGGAAAGGCAUUUGCUGUAUUUGCUGUGACAGACAAAUAGAUUCCUUAUUGUACAGGUGUGGUCACAUGUGUACGUGUUCAAAGUGUGCAAAUGAAUUGGUUCACAAUAGUGGAAAGUGUCCAAUGUGCCGAGCUCCAAUUGUGGAGGUUGUCCGAGCCUAUUGUGAAGUGUGAAUAAAAUGGUUGGCUAUUCAAUAGUUGACCUUGUACCAAAGAAAAGAUAUUGCAAUUGUCAUUUUAAGGUUUCCUCCCUUGUACCUUGGAACAUCAGGCAGUUUCUUUGCUUUGCUGGUAAUGUGCAUUUUGGAUUGGGUUGAUUGCUUUAGUCGAGCACAAGUCAAUAUAGGUUAUUCCACAGAAUACAUGGUACUGGUGAGAAAAUACCAAGACCAACCAAUGAAAGGAAAAUAAAUUUUCUGCAGUAAAUGUUGUGGUGAGAAAAUCAACUUCAGCUACACAUAUAUGUUUUGUUGCUGUAUUGAACACUCGUUUGAAGGAAUAUAUUACAAAGGGUAAUGGUAUCAUUUUUUAUUUAUUUACUUAUGAAAUAAAAUUUGACAUAGAAUAAGAGGUUUGACUUUGUUAA